AAUAUUGCUGGUUUUACUUCCACGAGCAUCAACUUCGUUUAAAUAUUCAGGUCCCACAGCUUUAAAAAAAAACCCUCUUUCAUUUAGAUUUUACCUUGGGCGGACAUAGUAUAGUGAAAUCGGAUUCUAAGGGAGGGCAAAGAAAGGGCAGAGGGCUUCAGUAUCUACUACCGAGCAUGCUCAGUAGCAUUUGGCAGCAGAACUUGACGGACAGCUGGUUGUGUUGCCAAGCCGAGAGAGGCGCUUAGCAAAACAAACAAAACACAAAACGACAAGCCCUGUUCCUUGCGCUUCGUUCGCCUCGUCGCUGGUGAAGCGUCCACGCCUGCACGGGGAAGGCGCCUGGAGGAGAGCGGCCAGUGGACGCAGCAGACGUAUUUCUGUAAUCCUACUCACAUCUACUCAGAACAAACAUGGGGAAAUCUCUUUCAAUGCCUUUACAUGCACCUAAAGAAGAUGGGGUUUCGUCAUCGGACAGCAUGAGAAAGGGAUUAGUUUACUCAGAAUCUCACAGUGAAGACGGAAGAACUGGAGAUGUUUCACAGUUUCCAUAUGUUGAAUUUACAGGAAGAGAUAGCGUCACAUGUCCCACUUGCCAGGGAACAGGGAGGAUUCCACGUGGUCAGGAAAAUCAGCUUGUCGCCCUAAUUCCAUACAGUGAUCAGAGACUGAGGCCAAGAAGAACAAAACUUUAUGUGACUGCUUCUGUAAUUGUAUGCUUACUACUUUCUGGGCUGGCUGUAUUUUUCUUAUUUCCUCGAUCAAUUGAUGUUGAAUACAUUGGAGUCAAGUCAGUAUACGUCAGUUAUGAAGCACAGAGGCGCAUAAUAUAUUUAAAUAUUACGAAUACCUUGAACAUCACAAAUAACAAUUAUUAUUCUGUUGAAGUUGAAAACAUUACAGCCCAGGUGCAAUUUUCAAAGACUGUUAUUGGGAAGGCACGGUUGAACAAUAAUACCCACAUUGGCCCACUAGACAUGAAACAGAUUGAUUAUAUGGUGCCCACUGUUAUACAGGAUGAAAUGAGUUACAUGUUUGAUUUUUGUACCCUACUCUCUAUUAAAGUGCACAACAUAGUAGUCAUGAUGCAAGUGACUGUGACCACCUCUUACUUUGGCCACUCUGAACAAAUAUCUCAGGAGCGAUACCAGUACGUAGACUGUGGUGGAAACACAACUUACCAGUUGGGGCAGUCAGAGUAUCUAAACGUACUUCAGCCGCCUCAGUAAAAGAAGCAGAGUUCUGGCUGUAUGAGGAAAGAAGAUGACUGUUGAUUCUUUCACUACUCAUCAAAGUUGAACUUUCCAUCAUAUCUGGUACUACUUAAAGAGAUGGAUGUAUAUAAUUUAGCAGUCCUGAAGGCUUCUGUACUUUGAGGCAUGAACAGCAAAAGGGCAAACUGUAUAUUUUCACAUUUGAUAACUUCUUCCUUUCCACUCUAAAUUUGUAAGUAUUCUGUCAUACUAAUUCAGUUUGGGGGUGGAGUGGGCCUGGGGCUCUUAAAUCAGUGGACUUGCAUUUUCCCUAAAUGGAAACAUGGGUACACAACUCAUAAAAGUCAGCAUGCAAUCAUAUAAUUCUAUAAAUUAUGUUGUGCCACUAACAAGUAUGUAUUAGAGACUAAACUAAAAUUACACUGGUAGUUUCAGUUAGGUUAAUUUUCUUUAAAUUAAGGCCUAAACUGUUGUAUUGAAACAAGUUUGGACAUAGUAUGCAUUAGAGGGAUACACAUUUGCAUUAAUAACAGUAUGGCAGAUUUUACUGUAUUAGAAUUUUGUUCUUAGAAAAUUCCAUUGUUACUGCUUUUUCCCCCACAAAUGGAUAAUUGGCUUGAAAACUUUGGGUAUAUUGAAAAUAUGAAUACCAUUAGAUUGAUGCAUAUUUGCAGAGCAAUAGGUACAAAAUGAAGACUAAAAUAUAAUGCAUAAAAACUUUUUAAAAAAACGAAGCCCAGCCCAAAACAAUACAUGUUCUUCAAAGCUUCACUCUGUGAAAACCUGAAACGUGUUUUUAUGGUUUUUGUAUUUUCCAUAUUAGUUUUAACAAUAUACAGAGGUCAAUAUGCUUCUCUCAAUAUAUAGAGGUCAACAUGCUUCUCUCAGGUUCAAGCUCACUUCAUUGUCAUUUGGAUACUAUUUCAACUGUAGACCUUUGGCAGCGUGAAGUGAAUGUAAAAUAUACCAGUCAAAACUCAGAUCUUCUUGCAAAAAUCAACCAUGUUUUCGCUUAAUCAGAGUGCUUGUUUUCUCUCAAACAGCUCAUGUCUACUGUAUAAUGAUGUUUGAUUCUACCUUCUUACUAAUCUGAACAGAGAAGUUACUGAAAGAAUGAUGUGGUGCUAGUAUUGUUUGGUUCCAUUAUGUCUUCCCAUGGUCUGGUCAUCUUGCAACAGAAACUAUAGCUGUGGCAUGUGGUUACUUCCUGUGCCUGCAAGAGGCACAGUGGUAGGCCAUCAGUCACGUGCCAAUGAUUGCUUCCAUUCUAAGGCUACUAGAGUAGCAUUGGAAGGAGCUAUGACACAGUAGCUCCCAUAUCAUUCUGAUUAUGUGUGGAUAGGGCCUGUUGCAUGCAGCUUGAGCAGCUGGUAAAAGGCACUUAUAUUUUGUAAUUGUUUUGUUGCAAUGGAUUUAACAUUCUGAACUCGCCAUUUUUUCAUUUGUACUGGCUCUGUUUUGCCACAUAAGGAAUACUAUAGUUCGGCCAUAGUAGUGGGCCCUCUUAAUAAAAUAUAAAAUAUAAUGUAACCUAAGUAAAGCUAAGCCGCAUGGUUUCUGUUGAACAGAUUUAAGGAUCUGCAUAAUAUUCCCAUGGAGAUCAAUGGAUUUCACAGUGCUUAAUACUGGGCUAGAUCAAGCCCAGUUUUGCCUACAGGUAUGUUUUUAAUUUACAGAUGUAUAUAGCCCUUGAGACUACAGAAUUUGAUCAGUCACACAUAAAUUCUUAUAGAUUUCUUUCUAAUGGUAAUGCUGACAAUGCACUUUGCUUGUGAACAGUAAUUGGUAUGAGCUUUGAUGUUGGAAAGAAGUCUAUUUGGGAUUCUGAUUGUUGGGGUUUCUUUGGUAUGGGGGGAAGUACGCUAUCACAAAUUGGCAUACUCUCUAUGUAUAGAUAUGUUAGGAUUUUGUUUAACAUUUUUGGAAUUAAUUUAGCCAACAUUACUGGAGAAAUCUCUCAUUAUAGCAUUGUUUUACGUGCUUGCUGCCCUCACUAGAGCCUCUAUGAAUAGCCUUAUUGAAAUAAUGAGGCCACUCUGUAAAUGGUCUAUAGUUGACAUUCUGAGCGAGGCUUUAAAAACCAAUCUUUAUUUGGUAUACAAACACAUAUUACAACUCUGAAGCAUUAUUAUUUUCUUAAAACAUCUGAAGUUUUUGAUCAACAUACAAAAUAAGCUAUACAAUAAAUAUAAGCUGAUAGGGAUUUUAAACCCUGUAAAAUCUCUUUUCUGAUGUAUUAUAAUAGUUAUAGGCUUAAGAUACUUGAGAAUAAAUGCUUGAGCAGUUGACUCCUCUUCUGUAAUUAUUUAUUUAAUGCAUUUAUAUAGCACCUUUCUGCCAAGGCAGCAAACCCUGUUGAACUCUGUAUGGUACAAUAAACUAGUAGAGAAUACUUGUUUUUCAACACAUUGGGCUCUUGAAUUCUCUUUACCACCAUCACUACUAUUAUGAGACUACUGCUAGUAGCAACAUUUGCAAAUGACAUCAGUAGAAAGUGUUAAGACACAGGCAGAGGCUGGCACAUACAAUUUUUCUAUAUAUUUAAUUGGCUUAGUGUUUGUUUUGCUGAGCCUUUUAAGGGAAAUCCUGGAUUAAAAAAUUAUUUUAAACCUCAUAAAUGAGUUGUUAAGGGUUUGACAGUUUUAGGAGAAAAAUGUGAGGGUUUGGUAUUGCAGAUGGCAGUGGAUAUGAAACAAAUGAUCAGUCCAUGGGAUGAAUUUAAUGGACCAGAGUCCUGCAGAAGCAUGGAGGACCUACUGUAAACUUGGUUAACUAAAGGUUAUCUGUGCAGAAAAUAUUUUGUAAAUGUCUCGUUACUUCUCAGUUCAAUCUGAAUUUUCUGUAAGAUUACCCCCCAGUAUAUGCCGGGUACUCAUUUUACCGACCACGGAUGGAUGGAAGGCUGAGUGGACCUCGACCCCUUUUACCGGAGAUUCGACUUCCUCCUUCCGUUGGAAUCGAACUCUGGCCCUAAGCAGAGCUUCGGCUGCGUUACCGCCGCUUACCACUCUGCGCCACGGAGGACUAUACUGUGGUGAUAUUUAAAAUGUGCUGGAGAUAGAUAAAAGAUAGUGCAAGUAGUAUAAGUUAAGUGCCAAGUUAAUACAUGCUGAAUUAAUUUGGAUCCAGUUAUGGUGUGAUCAAAAUACAAUUAAUGUUUUAUACCCCUUCAAGAUGUACACCCAUCAACCAGAUACGUAUUAUUUGGUGAAAUGUAAUUUUCAGCACUGCUCUUGGAUUCCAUCUCACUUGUAAUAUAAAACUGGGCUUUUUAAAUAUAUUUUUGAGAGUUUAAAUGCUUUUCGUUUGUAUGUGCUGUACACACAUGGCUGUCCUUUUUGUAAUUAAUUGUAGCUUGGUAGUGUCUUAAUUUGAGUACAUAUGCUUUGCAGUUCAUAUUUCACCAAUGAAAGAGAACUUUUGGCAUAGUCUGUAAAGUCUAUACACCUCUCACAAUGAUCUGGUUGAGAUGUAACAUUUGAAAUAUGAAUUAGUGUAUGAGAGAGCUGCUGUGAGUUUCUGGUUUGUUUGACCUAACCACACUUAGAAUAAACCACAUUUCUAAAUUUGGAUGUAACAGAAAACUGCAAUUUACUCAAAACUAAAAGUGGAUGCUUCCAGUAUUUUCUCCUUGCAUGUAGGGGAGUAGUGAGCAGAGACUUGCCUCAGCUCAUUCUCAUGAUGCUAAACCGUUGUUUACUCUUGUGUCUGAACUGGGCCAUUAUUGCACUUUUCUGCUCUGAAUCUUUGGGCGAAAGGAGAGUUGAUAAGUAACUGAAGCAGAGUUUUUAGAAUAAAAUAGCAAAGGUGUUUAUGAAAAUGAUAUAAAACUAAUGUUUUUGUGCAGACAGAAUAAAAAUAGCAUUAUUCACUGCUGUCCGUCACAUGUCUUGAAUGCCUUGUUUCUGGGAAUUGUGAUCUCUGUGUAGGUAUAAAACAUUGUUGCCGCAAAUGGAAAAGCCCUCAUUUUGAAUAUGGAGUGCAGUUGUACUUAAAGAAAGUGAAUGCCAGCAAAAACACUACCAGCUUUAAUUUGAGAUUAAAUGUGCUAUAAGCAAGGCCUGUCUACUAGCUACAUGUUAAUAUUACUGAAAUUGUGCUUGUCAUUUUAGCCCAGUGUAGGGUGGAUUGUGGCACAUCUGUACCUGUACUGCCAUGUUCUUAGCUGGUAAAGGUAGGGCAGGCCCUACAAUUUUACUGAUUUCUACUGGUUUCUACAUUAAAAAACAUAAAAGUAAUUUCAUGACCUACUUACUGUUUUUUUUUAAAAAAAAUCCAUUAAUUAACUACAACUACUAGUGCUCAUUAUAUAAAAUGCAUUUAAUUUAUGUAUAGAAAUGCUAAAAGGUUAUAA
Rhineura floridana is the source of this 5568-nucleotide messenger RNA. RefSeq names its product transmembrane protein 106B (gene TMEM106B). Gene Ontology annotation, cellular component: lysosomal membrane. Lineage: Eukaryota; Metazoa; Chordata; Lepidosauria; Squamata; Rhineuridae. The record is from RefSeq and is a predicted model, not a curated record. Gene Ontology annotation, biological process: lysosomal transport; lysosome organization; lysosome localization. The coding region runs from base 414 to 1229 and encodes 271 amino acids. The transcript has 10 exons.